GUUAGUGGCUACGUACGUACACGUAAAUCGAGCACAAGUCCGUGCUUUCACCGAGCAGCCGGAACAGUAAGCGACGGAGUCGGCAACCGGAACUCGAACCGAAACCUUUCGUUUUUUUUUGGUGUGCUCUUAGGUUGUCCAAACAGUUGAACAAACAGAACAUUUUUUUAAUUUAAAGUGUUAUGUUUGUUUGUUAUGAGUGAACUUAAUGUCUCGUUUGGUUAGUGGCAAUGGAGACCCUUUUCUUACAAUUACUCCUCUCCCGCUUCCUUUCCCCUCCCUGAACCCAACCCACUACUACGCACAUUCACAGACUUACGCACAAAAAGCCAAAUGCGCAGCAAACUGCACUGCCGCUCCACGCCCCUUCCAAAAACGCCCACGCCUCUAAAGGAGAGAGAGAGAGCAGAAGGAGCAGAUACAGAGCGGGAUGCUGUGCGUAUGCGUGUUUUUGACACUUCCUUUGCUUAUGCAUUUAGGGAUACACACAAUGUGCGUGUGCAGUGAAAUUAAGUCAGAAGCCUUAAAUCAGCAGCUAACAAACUAAAAAAUAUAAAAACCUAAAUCCCAAGGAAAAAACCUCGAAAGUAAGAGACUGACGCAGUAAAAAGAACGCCAACGCUAGAGGGCGCCCUUGCUGGCGUAUGCGUGUGUUGGUGUGUGAAGGAAUUUCUUGAACGGCGAAAGCACUAGACGGAAGAGAGCACAAAAAGGAAAGCCCCGAGCAGGCAGGACGGCUAGUGUGCGGGCGAGAUGGACAGCUCACCGGAUCUGUCGCUGAAAUUGCGACGCGGUUCCAGCGAUUCGCGGGAUAACUUCUACAUGGACUUUGCCCAGGGCAUCGACUCCGAUAUCGAGGAGGUAGACAACACGGCGAACGCGGAAGCCGGGGAAGAACCGCCUCCGCCGCCGCCGCUGCCCACAGUCUCUCUGACCGAGGAGGUCUUGCUCCUGGUGGCGCCACCGCCCUCUUUACUGGGUCAACCACUGCCAACGCUGACAGAAACGGAUGAUAUUCCGCCCACGCCAACGCCCCCACCGCAGCAAAGGGACGAAGAGGCGGACGAGGAGGAGGUGCAGGAGGACGGGAAUCACGACGAAGGAGUCAGGGCGGCCCCUUCGCCACCUGGUUCACCCAUUAUUUCAGUCCUGGAACUGGAGUUAAUACCACCUCCCCCACUGUCGCCGUUGGAGGAUGCGGGCCUACGCACAGAUGACGAUGACGAGGGCGAGGAAACCGACGGAGCGGAGGAGGUGGUAGCAAUUCCGCCACCGCAAGAAAUGCAGGACACAGAAAGCAAUCCAGAGGAGGAGCAGCAGGAAGCAGCUCAGAAAGAAAAGCCCAAGGACGACAAUGACGAAGAGGAGGAGGACGACGACAAGUCCACGCCACCGCCCCCCUUACCUCCGCUCCCCUCUAACCUCUCCUAUGUCCAGGGUCACAAUCUCGGACAGGUCACUCCGCCCCUAACAAAGUCGCCAUCGAACUCGCCCUCGCCGCCCGUGACUCCACCACCCUGCCCGGAACUUAACAUCAGCCGCAUGGUCUCGCCACCUGCCCAGCACAUAAGCCAGAUCCCACCACUAACACCCUCCGACGAGAGCGAGGGUGAAGCUGAUUCCCAGCCGAAUUCGCCGCCACCCAGGUUGGAAGCGGAGCAACUACCACCCGAAAUAGAGCAAGCGGAUCCCGAACCCGUCAGCGGAGCUAGAGAGGACUACAGUCGCUCCCUCGACAACGAAGAUGAGUCCACCACCAUCACCACACCACCCAGCAACGGCUACUCCGCUUCCUCCAUCAUAGCUCCUCCCCCCGAGCACUUUGCGGAGCUGGAAGAGGACAGGGGCUUCAUUCCGCCACCGCCCUUGGAGGCAGAGCCCGACGAGAAGGGGGAGGAGGAGGAGGAAGAGGAAGAGGAGGAGGAGGAGGAGGAGCUGACCAAGGAGACGGAUGAGAUAUCCGUGGACAGGGAAUCGCUGCAGGAUCAGGGCGGCGAUAGCAUCAGUUCUCCGCGGCCCGCCAGUAUCUUGACGGGAUCUAUCUCAACAUCCGUGGGCGGCGGAGCAGGGGGCUCGCCGAAGCUUGACAGUCGCGGGCCGAGUCGCAGUGGUAGCCAACGGUCGCAGCUAAGAUCGGGGUCCGUGGCCGCCCAGGCAGCUGGCGUCCUCUCCCCGCAGGCCUCCCUCAAAUCGCAGACUUCCGUUCGCUCGCAGGGCCACACAUCCAUGCGCAGCCCGGCGGGAUCGAUCAAGUCCGGAUCGCAGCGGGUGCAAAGUCCGCCGGCCGGAGAGGGAGCUCCGGUAAUGCCCUCGCCCCCACUGAUGAGGAGUCCGCCACCGGAACAGGCCCGCCAGAUGCACAGUCCGCCCAGGAUCACGACGCCUCCGAGGGUCUGCAGUCCGCCGCUGGUCAGCAGUCCACCCAAACUGGCCGAGUCUGCGGCUGCUGCCGUGGGAGUGGCCUCUGGCGUCAAGGAGCAGCUCAGCUGCACCGCCGAUACGCCGGAGCCACCGAAGCCGGAGCCUCUGAAACCGCCAAUAGCCACAGUAUGCUACCAGGAUGAGCAGAAGCCCCCUGCGGUGGUCACUAGCCAGCCAAGGUCGCACUUCACGAGCAGCCACCACCACUACCACUUGCCCCACCAGUUCCAGCAUCCUCACCACCAAAACCACCACACCCACAGCGUGCGGGUGCCCACGCCCACUGUGCCCAGCAGUUAUGCCCCGCCCCCCGACAGCGGGAGUAGCAGUUCGCCCAUGGACCGUCGCCGGCUCUUUAUGGCAGCACCUCCCUCGGCCACCGCCGGAGGCUCCCUAAUGGCCACGCCCGCCGAGCCAGCGGUGGCUGUAUCCCCGGGUCGAUUCUCAGCCCGCUCGGGAUCGCAGCACCACGUGACCAUCGACGAGUCCAGUCUGCCCAGCCACAAGGGCAACAUCCAGGAGACACCGGGGCCCAGUGGUCUAAUCAUUGGCGGCGGAGAUGGCGACGGCGAUCGAGAUGUUGGAGGGGGCGGACCUGACAGCUCGGAUCCACCUUCCUCGCCCGGAGGCAGCAGCUCCCAGCCGGCCCUCAGCGGAAGUCAGGCGGAUGGACAGCUCGCGCUGAUGUACCACUCGCACCAGCUGACCAACUAUCCGGUGCUGCCCGCCAUCAAGCGUACUCACCGGCCAUCCUUUGUUUACCCGCCGAUGCCGAGAGUUAAGGCCGGCGAUGCACUGGCCACUCUCUUCUCCGCACUCUACGGAAAACUGUUGGUCGUGAUGGGUAUAGCAUUUCCUAUGGCAGAGGUUAUAUCAACCUACAUCCCACCCUCUUUCUACGAGGUGUACUAUUUGUACUUGUACAUCGGCAGCAUGAUAUUCCUGCUCUUUAUGUACGCCACUUUGCUGUGGGGACGUCCCAAAUUGCCAGUUCCAAUUGCCACUUCCCCGAACAAGUCGACGACGAAGGCGAGUGGAACAGACAGCAUGGACGAAUCCGAUACGGAUAGUAACUCCGUGCACCACCGACUUCCUCCUGCCAUUCCCGUGCGGCGGCCAUCACUCCUCUCGCCCCUUGGAAGGCGAGAUGCCCACUACGGCAGCUUUUAUUUGCGCAUGGGCGCCGUCGCCUUCGGAAUUGGCAGCAUGAUAUACUCUGGUCUGGAGUUUGGACAGUAUUUUGAACUUAAUCCGGACACCAAGUGCCACAACGUUCUGCUGGCCCUGACGCCGGCUACCCGGAUGGCCUUCAUCUUCAUCCAAAUGUACUUCAUCUUUCUGAACAACGAACAGAUUAAGGUGUAUCGGUAUAAGAUCAUUGCUCGCUUCGGCCUGAUGCACAUGAUUGGGACGAAUCUGGCCGUUUGGCUUAAUGUCCUCAUCCAGGAGACGAAGCACGAGAUAUUGACGUUCUACAAUCCGGAGAAUCGUACCCUGAGGAUUUCGCACAGGAUACCGGGGCACUCCAGGGGGCAUGCCAUAAUUCAGCACGAUUCGUCGGCCCAUUUGCGGGUUGCGAGGGGCCUCAAAGGGCCGUACCAGAUCUUCGAGUGCCGGCGAACCAAUAUCAUUGGAACACUGGUGCAGGAUGCCUCGCCGUUUUUGUUUCCGUGCACCAUUGAGUAUUCGCUGAUUUGUGCGGCUAUAUUGUACGUGAUGUGGAGAAGCAUCUCACGGCCACAGACCCCUACGCCUCAGCGCCCGGAUAUGAUAAGUUCGCCGAUGAAGCGAUCUCCGCACCACUACUCCGUGGACUGUGCCAGGGCCCACAAGGGCCUAUUCGUGGGUAUUCUCAUUCUGGUGCUGACUAUCAUAUCGCUGAUCAUCUUCUUUGUGCUGAUCUCACGGCCCGAGUUCGUUGCCCUAGCCGUUACGGAGGUGACCAUUUGUGAACUGCUUAUUUACGGAACGGCCACGAUAGCUACUUUGGUCGGGAUGAUUCAGAUCCGACAUCUGCAGUACGAUGCCUACAGAAGUUUCUCGCUGGAUGACAUACUCCUGGUAGGCGCGCAGACGGGCUCCUUUCUGUACAACAUAUUUACAGUCAUAGCCGGGCACUUUACUUUGCGAAGCGACGAUAUGUUGGUGCCCAUUAAUGCCCUGGCCUCUAUCGUGCAGACCGCCUGCCAGACAAUGUUUAUUUUGGACGCAAGUCGCCGGCAGGCUGUCAGCCCAGAGCACUUGCGCAAGAAGCCGGGCCGUGAGAUCGUCACAUUCAUGCUAGUUGUGAACCUGGCCAUGUGGGCCAUCAGUACGCUUGAGAAGUCCCGCGCAGAGUCACAUCCCAUACAGCUGAACUUCUACGGCUUGUGGGCCUGGACGAUCAUCACGCACGUGUCGAUGCCCCUGGCCAUAUUCUACAGGUUCCACUCGACGGUGUGCCUGUGCGAGAUCUGGAAGAGGGCCUACAAGCUUAAGCCCACGUACAUGUGAGAAUUCGCCCGCUCGCGCAUCCAGAGCAUUGCGCAGCAGCAGCAAUUCUGCGAGGAUCUCAAGACAAACCUGUCCUACUGCUACUGCUCCACUACGCUGGCUGGCGGCGAGCUGGAGACCGUCGAGGAGGUGGAGAGCGGGGAAAGUAAUUCGGCGGAGGAGGGAGGAGCACCUGCCGGAGGAUCAGCAGGUUCGGCAGGAUCAGGGGGAGCAGGAGAAGCAGCAGGAGCAGCAGCAGGAGCAGAGGGACCACAGGGCGGCGAUGGCAGCUGUGGACUGAGGGCCCCACCCCGGGCGCUGUCGCCGCAGUCCCUCAACACGGAAAAGGCCUUCUGUCCGGUUUACGUGAUCAACGGCGAAUGAGUUUACGCGCACUUUGAGUUCAUCGACGCGAUCAGCGGCCAUGAGCUCAGCUUUGUCUAGGAUUUGCAUCCGCUCGGCUCCACCAUACCAAUCAACCCACCAACGAAACCGAAACCAGAGAACUGGGAACCCAUCUUCGAGAACCACCAAAGCCAAACCUAAACCCAAUGGGAUGCAAGCGUCGAAAGCCCAAAGCAUAUCGUAGAAAGGAAACAUUAGAAAGAAAAGAUAAAUCAAAGGGCCCCAAGUAGGACAGAAGCUUAGAAAAUCAAUUGGUUUACCCCAAAACCCAAUGCAAAGAUAAUUCAUUGAUAAAAUCCCAAGCAAUUAGGGCGUAUAGGCAAAAUAUUUUGAAGCAAUUGUCACUAAUGCGUAUACGCAAUAUAUUGAAUUGUUUGAGCUAAACGUGGACCUACUACCAGAAAGUAUUUAGCUUGACAACAGCCCAAAUAUCACAUUGAGUGAAACAUCUUUGUUAGUAUAAAUCGAAAGACACGAUUUGCAGGUAACUUUCCUGUGGUAGCAGGUGAGCGAUUUGAGAAUAUUGUAGGCGAAACACAUAACCGUAGAUGAAUACAUGUUUACCCCCCAAAAACACAAUUUUGAAAAUUUAAGAAUCCCAGUUUGAUAAAUGUUGAAAAAGUCACAAUCAAAAAACUAGACAUUUUAUACAUUUAUAAAUAGUUUCUGACUGAGAAUCAGCAGAACAGGUUGUGAACCAACCGCACUACGACGUAUACCGCUGAACUAACGAUCAACCCAGUUCUAUCAAUGUUAUUUUAAAGGAUAAUUUAUCGGCGUUCCAAAACGUUUUGGAUGUAUUUCAGAAAUGAAAAAUGUGAAAAAACGGAAAGGAGUUUUGAAAAAGCAGAAUAAUACGGAUAGGAGAAGUCAUUAACCCCACCAGAAAUCGAGGAAUCGUAAAAGUUAUUAGACAACACUGUCCUACAAAGUAGACGGUUUACACAGCCUAGCACCUAAGGAUUUAUACUCACAUGCAUAUGUAGAUGUUCAACCCAAACUGCAAAAGCCUCUUUUAAGCCCCAACCGUGAUUAGCAUAUGAUUUACAAUUUGUUAACUUGAAUCCGAAAAAAAUACAUGUCGAGCUCUUGUUAGGAACCUUGUUUUGCCCAAAUAGGUUUUAUGUGAUACGAUUGUGCUUGCUGCAGAUCCAGUAAUCCCCAACAAACCCCAUUUUAGUAUUAUGAAAGCUCAAAAAUUGUAGAAGGACAAAUCAAGAGAUUGCUAAAAAUUUCAAUGAAAUAACUUACUAUAAGACGCACAAAUCUAUUUAAGGAGGUAUACAUAUGUCUGUGUUUUUUUUGUCUACCAUAAUGGUAUAAGAUAUCUAGGAUAUAGAUCCCACUUACAUAUACGAUGCGAUAUUUAUAUUUUCAAUGCCAAAGAGUUCUUUAUAUUGCCUACGUUGUAAUCGCUUUCUUGUUGAGUUCGAGUUUUUGAAAUCUACUGACUAAUUCAUUGUAUAUUCAAAGUUAUGAAUGCCAAAAUCGAAAUCAAAACCAAAAAGACAAACAAAAAUCUUAAGAAAAACAUAUAUAUAUAUAUAUAUAUAUUAAAUUAGUUAUUUCAAUUUUAUAAUCGUACUCAAUUUUUAAGUAGAAUUAACUGUAACUUUGUAUCCAUUUUCUUACAUGUAUUUAUUGUACGCCGACUCGAAUAAUUUUUCGAAAAAUCGCAUAUUCAGCGAAAAAUCAAAAUUGAAAACUGUAAUGUAUUUACAGUCGAUUAUAUUAGAAUUUAUUGAUACUAAGUAGAUAUGAUGAGAGAUCGAACUUAUUAUAGAAUCUCCUAUUCCACGUAGUAUCGAAACCAAAACUGAAACCAACAAGAAGACAUUUUAUGCAAAAUUAAUAAAAACUAAAAGAAAAACAAAAAAACAAGUGAAAUAAUCAAGUUAUACCCGACAACCACUAUUUGUUCUUAUUAUUUAAAAAGGAAAAUCAAAUGAAAUGUAAUUAUACUAAUUGUAGGACUCACUUUAAGUUUUAACUUUAACGAGUACUUGCUAUUAUUGUAAGACUAUUCCUACUCGUUUCUAUAACUAUUUCUCAAUGCUUCUUAACAUGGUUUUCAAAAUAUAUGCUGCUCCUAGUAUAUCUAUAUGUUUUUGAAAUGAAUAACUUCUUUUCAAUUUUACUUCAUUCUUUCGAAAAUUAAUAAAAUAAAUGUUUCUUGUUGUUGGCUUUUGCAUUAUUGUAAAAGGUUUCAUUUUUUUUUGGAAGAUUGCAACCCUGUAUUCUGAAUUAAGUUAGCAUUAGUAUUCCCUAGGAAUAUUUGGAAUGAAUAGUAAGAAUUUCAAUUUUAAUAUUGCCCAAGUCUUUUACUGUCUUGUUACUACUUUUAAUAGAACUUUACGUAUCUCAGAAAUAACUUCUGAUUCCUAUGUAUGGAACAGCUUUCUAGCAAUUUCUAAAUAUUUCCCUUAAUACUCAACCAAUACAACUUGACUAAGCCUAGGAAAAGCAAUUUGUAUUAAGUGUUACAAGUAUUUAUAUGUGUUUACAAUAAUGGCUAUGAAAAUAAAGUUAGAACACAACAUUAAACUAGUCGUGAAUGUUCUGUGUUCUCCGAAAUAAAUACACCACCCCUGUACACCCGAAUGAAAACUAUAUUGUCCAUAAAAGAGCAGUAAAUAUGCAAUAAAUAUGAAUAAUAAAUUGAAACGUAUUUCGAUUACUAUGGAAAAA
Drosophila biarmipes is the source of this 7986-nucleotide messenger RNA. RefSeq names its product proton channel OtopLc (gene OtopLc). The record is from RefSeq and is a predicted model, not a curated record. Gene Ontology annotation, cellular component: membrane. The coding region runs from base 754 to 4914 and encodes 1386 amino acids. Gene Ontology annotation, molecular function: proton channel activity. The transcript has 6 exons. Gene Ontology annotation, biological process: proton transmembrane transport. NCBI's taxonomy places the organism in Eukaryota, Metazoa, Arthropoda, Insecta, Diptera, Drosophilidae.